AGAAGGAGAGUGCGUGCGUGCGUGCGUGCGGGGAGCGGCAGCGGCUCCGGUGCCAGGGUGGCGCGGGGACCCCUCUCAGCGCCGUGUCGGCGCUCGCAGUCAGGCAGCGCGCGUGCGGUGCCGUGCCGGUGCGGCUGGGCGCCCCUGGGUUGAAUGCGCGCAGGCACAUCGCUGGUGCCAAACCCAACGGAGAACGAAAGUUGUGUAAGUUUCCCCGUUAGCUUGAUCAUCACUUUGGAGGAUUCCAGCACUGAGAUUUCUGGAGUUUGCUGUGUCCGGCCAUAAUGAGUUUGUCACUGGUUGCCUAUGAUGAUUCAGACUCUGAGGCAGAAACUGAAAAGACUGAAGUCCCCAAUACUCCUAGCAGACAAACCAGCCUUCUGAGUCCUUCUGUGGAUCGUGUUCAGUACUUUGCACCUGGUAGUUUGGGUACAAAAUCUACAUACGAAAUGCAGCCUACUGAUAACACUGACAGUUCUGGCACAAGCACUGUUUAUGAAGAUCCUCCUGAGCAUUAUGCACAGAAUAAUAACACUCAUUUGACGUCUCCUUAUUGUAGGAGAGCGUACUCUGGCCAUACUGCAUUAUGUAUGUCCUACAAAAACCAUGAACAGAUAUCAAGCUCUUCAACAAACUCUGGAAAUGUCGUUUCCCAGAAGAGAACACAUACAGACAGUACUACUGCCAUAAAAGGAAUUAGACCAUAUAUCCCUAAAAGAUUGCGUCAAGAAAAUUCCAGUAUGCCUGAAAAAAAGGAAUCUGAUCAGAAAAAUAGCUCAGAUUGUGAUGUUAAACUGGGUAUAUCAGGAGAGCAGACUUCGAGAAAGAUCUCUGAGUUAAUUAAGCCAUAUUUGGGAUCCAAAUAUAAAUUAACUGAAGUCCCCAAAAACUUAAUAUUUUGCAUGUCUAAACACAGCGGCCCUGUUAAUGAAAUCCAGUGGUGUCCUGUACGACAACAAAGUCACAUGCUUCUCUCAGCUUCUAUGGACAAAACAGUCAAGGUAUGGGAUGCUGUGGAUACAGGCUGCUGUUUAAAAACAUAUUCCUGUCACUCCUGUGCUGUUCGAGCUGCCCAGUGGUCAUCUUGUGGAAGAAGGAUCCUCAGUGGGGGCUUCGAUUCCAUGCUGCAUUUAACAGAUGUAGAAACAGGGAAGCAGAUAUUUAGCAGCAAAAAUGAAUUUAGAAUCAGCGCGCUGAAGUUCCACCCUACAGAAUCAAAUAUUUUCAUUUGUGGAGGGUUCAGCCCAGAAGUUAAAGCUUGGGAUAUAAGGACUUCUAAGGUGUUAAGAGUGUACAAAGCUGCAGUACAACAGACAUUGGAUAUACUCUUUCUCCCAGAAGGAAGAGAAUUUCUUACAAGCACAGAUGCAGUAAGCCGGGACUCAGCUGAUCGUACCAUUAUUGCAUGGGACUUCCAAAGUGCUGCGAAAAUCUCCAAUCAGAUUUUUCAUACCUACCUUCUUGGGACUACAGCAUCCCUGAAAUGGACAGUUUUCCCCCUCUUCUUCACUGAGCGUUACACUUGCCCAAGUCUGACUCUGCACCCAAAAGAGUCUGUGUUUGUUGCUCAGACGAAUGGGAACUACAUGGCUUUGUUUUCUGCCCAGCGACCUUACCGAAUCAACAAAAAGAAAAGAUACGAAGGACAUAAGGUGGAAGGAUUUGCAGUGGGCUGUGAAUUUUCUCCAGAUGGAACACUUUUGGUGACAGGAAGUUCAGAUGGCAAAGUGUUUUUCUACAACUAUCAUACUGCUAGGAUUAUUCGCACUUUGUCUGCACAUAAAGAAGCUUGUGUGAGUGCAAUAUUUCACCCAGUCUUGCCGUCGCUCCUUGCAACAUGUGAUUGGGCUGGAGAAAUCAAGAUCUGGCAAUAACAAGCAGAGUUACUUUUCAGAUGUCUCCUGUUCGUCUGUCAAGGGCAUAGGGAAUAAACCAUGGUAUGCAAUGUGAAAUUUUGUUGUGUUGUGUUGUGUUGGAAGCAGGAGAGACUGUUGUCUUUUCUUGUAUGACCUCUAAGUGUAUGCUGUCUUCAUGCAGUUAAGAUGGUCUUGUGGUUAGCUGCUGAGAAAAGAAGUGGUCUUACUCUCACCCUCAACCCUGGUGACAAAUUUCUGCCCCUUUUGUGUCAAUAUUCUGGUGCUCAUCUAGCCUCACCCUGGUUUGAAGAAAGUCAUUGCUCUUUUUAUGUAGCUUUUCACGGCAGCUUUUUCAAACCAGGUUUUCACUAGUUUAGCUCCCUGACCUGGUCACUGAAGGGCUAGACAAGCAAUAGUGUAGUUCAAAGCAAAACAGUUUCUACAUGCAAGAAGGGGUAAACCUGCAGGGCAGGUAGGACUGCUUCUUUUGGAAAUGGGUAGCUGUUACCAGCUCAGCUUACUGUAAAAUGUCUUCUGAGAGUUCCAGGGAAAGGUGUGCCAGAUAACUUGAAGCUAAUUUUGAAGUAAAUAAAUUUGUGUUCUUGAAAUCCUGAUGUUUAAACUUGAGUUUUAAACUUUCAUUUAUGACUGUACAUAAAC
Molecule: messenger RNA, 2516 nt
Organism: Grus americana (Whooping crane)
Lineage: Eukaryota; Metazoa; Chordata; Aves; Gruiformes; Gruidae
Gene: WDR25
Product: WD repeat domain 25
Exons: 8
Coding region: 285-1874 (529 amino acids)
Molecular function (GO): protein binding
Source: RefSeq, a predicted model, not a curated record